Molecule: messenger RNA, 3502 nt
Organism: Mauremys reevesii (Reeves's turtle)
Lineage: Eukaryota; Metazoa; Chordata; Testudines; Geoemydidae
Product: cyclin-dependent kinase 4 inhibitor B-like
Exons: 3
Coding region: 715-1125 (136 amino acids)
Biological process (GO): regulation of cyclin-dependent protein serine/threonine kinase activity; negative regulation of cell population proliferation
Cellular component (GO): nucleus
Molecular function (GO): protein kinase binding; cyclin-dependent protein serine/threonine kinase inhibitor activity
Source: RefSeq, a predicted model, not a curated record
UGGAAGCACCGUCCAGCGACGGCCCAAGCCGCAAGUCCUCCGCUGACUCCGCACAAGCGGGGAGCGUGUGAGCGGAGGGUGGGGAGACUUCAAGGUUCCUUCCCCAGAACCUUUGGCUGCCAACGUUCUAUAGAACGCCAGUCGGAAGCCAGGAGCGCAUGCGCCCCCGGGACGGGCUCUCACACACCGCGCUCCCCAGCUGUUCCCUGCCUGGCCGCUGUUUGCCCGGGUGCGUGACGUGACAUCAGCUCCUGGGCAAGUCAGAACACGUACCGGGCGGCUGGGCAGGGGAGGGGACAGGCGGGGGGCGGGGAGGUGCACCAGCUGUGCGGAGAAAACAAGCCCUGGGCUCCUCCAGCCGAGCCGCAGAGACCGUGUCCCUGCAGCCGGCGCUCACCUCUCGCUCGGCGCCGCGGCGGUGCUGAACCUGGGCCGGGGAAGAAAGCGGAGAGCGACGCGGCGGGGGAGAGCCCGGGGAGCUGUUCAGCGCCGCCUGCCCGGCGCUGGGCUCCCCAGCAAGCGCCGCUGCCCCCUCGGGGUUCUCGGAGGAGAGGCGACGAGCGGAGCUGCCGUGCUCUGAUGGCUUAGGAGACCUGUGCGAGCUGGAGCUGCCCCGGAGACCUGCCCCGGGACCUUGCCGCAAGGGGGAAGCGCAAGACGGGCGCCCCGGACACUGGUGCUAAUUGAUGUGAGAGCCAGCAGCGAGGAGGAGGCAUGGGCCAGCGCGGGGCCAACGACCUGGCCAGCGCCGCUGCCUUGGGGAAUUUGGAGAAGGUGAUGGAGCUGCUGGACCAGAGGGCGGACCCCAAUGCAGUCAAUUCCUACGACAGGACGCCGAUCCAGGUCAUGAUGAUGGGAAACACCCGGGUGGCGGAGCUGCUGCUGCAGAGAGGAGCGGAUCCCAACCGCCCGGACCCGCGCACCGGCUCCCUCCCAGUGCACGAUGCGGCGCGAGAAGGUUUCCUGGACACCCUUGUGGCGCUGCACCGAGGCGGGGCUCGCUUGGAUCUAGGGGACAGAUCGGGCCGCCUCCCCAUUGACCUCGCUGUAGAGAGCGGGCAUCGGCAAGUGGUCAGCUACCUCCGAGCCCAGCCUGCAGGGAAUGCCGCUCCGCCCCAGGCAUAGGGCCCGGGCGGGUGGCAGCUCCCUGCGGGACUAACAGCGCUGCCCGGCUCAGCCACGGGCACCGCAUGAAAUGCUGGCCCCACUGCAGUCAAUGGACAUUUUGCCGUUAACUUCAAUGGAGCCAGGAUUCCACCCCAAGUCUUUCUACGGCAACCGGUGACCCAUCCGCCAGGGAGCUGCAGCCUUCAAAGCACACAGUGUGCAAAGAUAACCCACUUCUGAACGAACAGAUUUAUACUCAGCUUGGAUACGGUCAUAUUCCGUUUAUAGAGAGCUGCUAAAUAGCUGCAUUGGCGGGCAAGGAGCAGGUGUUCACUUGUGUUACAAUUUAAAAAAAUAUAUAUUGAAAAUCACUUCAGACAAACAUCGCUUCAAAAACUUUAAGAAGGAAGAACUCUUGUUCAAACAAAUUAAAACAAAGUUCAUAAAGAAAACAGACUAGGAGUUGGUAAGGUAGCACUGUAUGUAGGAGGCGUCCUGCCUGCCUGCAACCCCCAGCUGGUAGCACUCCAGUGAGUGUGUUGUCUAAGAUUUAUCCACCUUAUAACCGAACGGUAUGGGGUACCUUUUCAGAAAGCAGGCAGGACCAUGAGCCUGAUCUAAUUCCCUGUUAACAUCAAUGGAAAGAAUCCCAUAGUCUUGUAGGCAGCCUGAUAGCCUGAUUCCAUUUCUAUUAAACCCUUCAAGAAGGCAACAUAAUUUCCCAGCACAGAUACAUUUUUAAGAAAUACAUUGUCACACAAAAAAGCAUCAGUUGCAAGUGUAGCCAUUAGGGCGUGACUCAAAGUUGUGGAAAUAAAUGAGCGUCUCCUCCCGCCACGUCAAUUGGUUUUUAAUUAAGCCCUUCAUUAACUGUGGCAUCUAUGCGAUUCCUCGGAAGAUGUUAAAUAACCUGCAUUACAGCUAGAAGCCCUUGACUCUAGAAUCUAGAGCAGGACACGUCGAUGAGCCAUCAAUAUUUUCCCCUGGUUAUAUAGUGCAUGAUAUAAGAAAUAAAUACAUGCAUAGCACAAUCAUAAUAAAUAGCUUCAUCGGAAAUGUGUAUGCAGUAUGUACUGUUUAAGUAGCCUGUCCUGCAAGCUGCUGAAUGCUUUCAAUGUUUACUUAAAAGGCCAUUCAGCACCUUAAAGGAGUGGAACUUAAAUUUUACUCUGAUGUUGUUUAUUGGAUGGCAACCUUUCCUUAGCUCUACUCUGUUACAGUCAGAAACCCCUGGCUGGUCCAUUUGCUCAGCAUUGGUAACAGGAUUAUGGGCCCUUAAUCCCACACCUACUGCCAUUAAUGGGAAUCUUUCCCUGGAUACAUUGGAUCAGGCCCUCUAGGCGAACCAAAUGAUUUGAAGAAUAUUAGCUUCUUAUGGAGCUAACAGCUUACCUCUGGAGAGCGACUGUUUCCCAUUAGCUCGAAGGGAGACAUAUGUACGUGAACAUUAGACAGGUGUUUGUGUACAGUUAUUUUAAGUAAGGGACUGAACUGGGAGGAUUCUGGUGUUUAGAUUAAAAAACCCAAAUUAUAAAAAAACCACACUAUUACCUAAAGAACCUUUACAUUCCUUAUUAUCCACCAAGAGAAUCUCCCUGGAGAGAUGAAGCAGCAGGCGCCUAUGUUGUAUAUCAUCAUCAUCAUGGGGGGGGGGAGGGAAAAUGUUGUAUUCAGCAUAUUAAAUUCUUAGAUAAACUAGUGUUGUUUCUGUGAAUAGUACUAGACCCCUCUCAUAACAUAAUUCAAAAUACGCAAGUUGAUUGAUUGGUUUCUGUACUGAAGUGAUCGAGCAAUGCUAAAUCACAGAGGAAUGCUUUUAUUCAUAACAGUACUAGAAUAGGCAGCUUUGCAGUCUGAUAUUUUAUUUAGAUUUUAGAUUAGAUUAGAUUUAGAUUAGAUCCCUCACACUAUGAGGAAUGUGAGUAACUUUUCCCGUCUAAUUUUACUUUCGUAUACACCCAAAUUAAUUAUCCCAUUCUAAUUCCCACCAGUAGGGAAACUGUGAAAACACAGAUUCAGAAGCCUUUAAAAAUUUUAUACUAGCAAUGUGAACGUGUAUCGCUAGAAAAUAUUCCUGUUAUGAAAUCAAUAGUGCUUUGCCAUUAAUGGUCCCAAUCCUGGUUGCAUUGAAAUUAUUACAGAGUUUUGUUUUUAAAAUUCACAAAUAAGCAAUGGACACAAGCAACAGGUCCAUCCAAUGCAACAGCAGAAGAGCGUGUGAAUGUUUGUUGUUACUGAUAUCUGCACACCAGCUUCCCCCCAAAAGGAAAUUAAUGAAAGAACAGUUUAUAAAUGCGAUGGUGUAUUGCUUCUGCUUCCUAUCCAGUACUGCUUAAGCUGAUUAAGUAGCUGUUAUUGUUUACGUGCAAAAUAUUAAAGUGGGUUAUCAAAUUAU